AUGUCGGUACCAAAAAUCGAUGCCUUACCACUUGGCUAUACUCCAUACGCCCGAAAUACGAUGAUGCAACGGAUGUACUUCCGUUGGAGAUGUCGUUUGUCUGCCGUUUGGAGUUUUAUUGCCGACGGUGAAACUUUGCAUGGAGCGGUGGAGAUGUUGGACAAUUUUAAUUGCUCUGAAGCAAAAUCGAGGAACCAACAUAACAAUAACAUCGAUGAAGAUAAGGAAUUGUUCGAUAGAAGCGAAAUUGAUUGUCUAUUUUUCCCUAGAACACUGAUGCACAACAAUAUUAAAAAGAAGCAAUUGACAGUGAAUGCAAAAUUGAGAAAUGCAAAUGAUGCCCUUUUCAUACCUGAGGAGGAAAUGAAAGAGGUAGUAAAUAGUGAAACAUUAUGUACUCCAACUCUUCCGGUUCAUAAGGAAAAGAAUGAAAGUUUUUUUUGUCUACUCAUGGAACUGAAGCUUGAAGUCCAACUACAGAAUGCGAAGAUAAGGACCAUGAUUAAUAAGCUACAAAGGGUUUGGUCAUGAUACCUCUAUGUUUCUACACAAACACGGAAUGAGUAAAAUUCAUGAAAAGUGUCUUCCAAAUACCCAUCGUUCUUAUGUACAGCCACAUCAGCAAAUGCGGGACCCAAUUAGGAGAAAUUACGUGGCGCAUGAUUAGGACACCUCGGUCCAAAGUCCAAACGGCAUCACCGUGUGUACGCAUUAUUUUAUGAACUGGGAUUUUAUAUUUAUAUUUUUCAUUUUCUUGAUGCUA
Lactuca virosa is the source of this 763-nucleotide messenger RNA. The record is from the annotation of a GenBank genome assembly. NCBI's taxonomy places the organism in Eukaryota, Viridiplantae, Streptophyta, Magnoliopsida, Asterales, Asteraceae.